Molecule: messenger RNA, 975 nt
Organism: Funneliformis caledonium
Lineage: Eukaryota; Fungi; Glomeromycota; Glomeromycetes; Glomerales; Glomeraceae
Source: the annotation of a GenBank genome assembly
AUGGCACAAUCUUUCGUAAGAAAUCAGCGAUCAUAUGAAAUUACACCAACAGCCAAUACAAUUUUUCCCUAUCAAAGUAGCCAUACCCAAACUUACAAAAUUUUAACAAAAACGGGCCCUUCAAAUCCUUUCGCAUCUUAUUUUCGCAAACUCUUAACAGAACUCAAAAUGGGAGAUCAAAUUGAAUGUGCCUUGGACCUUAUGAGACGUCUCCCUCCACAAAAUACGGAGGAAAACCUUUCAAAUCUUAUAACUCUUAUACCAGAUCAUCAUGAAGACUUGUUAAACAAUGUUGACCAGCCACUCAAGGUCGCAAAAUGUAAAACGAAAAAUCGAGAUUACUUACUGUCUCCUUUCAAUAGGGAUGGCGAUUCUUAUCGUUCUCCUUGGUCAAACGAGUAUGAUCCUCCCAUAUCUGACGGGAUAUUACCUUCACCCAAAACACGAAAGUUGGAAGUAUCCGCCAAUGAUGCUUUUGAUACAUAUCGUGAUAUGUAUGUACUUAAUCUCAUUGAAAAUCAAUCGUAUUAUGAAGGGGGUAUUUCUUCGGCGUAUUUUUGGGAUGAGUCGGAUGGGUUUUCUGGUGCAGUUUUAUUCAAGAAAGCAUGGGAUUCAAUCCAUGUAUUCAAAGCAAAUGAACGUGGUCGCGGUGCACAUUAUAAAUUAACUUCUACCGUUAUGUUGUACACCAUUACAAGCAAGCCCGAACUUGGUCAUAUGAAUCUUUCUGGGAGUAUGACGAGACAGUUUGAAACCGAUUAUCCCUUUGAUGAACCUUCUUCUCACAUAGCAAACAUUGGACGUAUGGUUGAGGAUAUUGAACUUAAAAUGCGUAACCUUCUUCAAGAUGUUUAUUUUGGCAAGACUAAAGAUAUUGUAAAUGAUUUGAGGUCGGUUAAAUCGCUUGUCGAAACUCAAAGGCAAGCUGAUAUUCAAAAAGAAUUACUAGGGAAGUUGAUGGAACGAAAAUCAUAG